AUGGAUCCCCAAGAUACCCGCUCACCCCCCGUCAAAAAGCGUGGUCCGAAACCCCUCCAGUCCUCCAAUCGCAAAACCCAAUACCUAAUCCUCUACAACUUUGUGUCCGCACUUCUCUGGCUCGUCGUUUUGGGUCGAGUAGUUCUCCUUGUCCCACUCGUCGGAUUUGGGCGUUUGUAUCCUGCUGUUGGUACCUUUGUAAAAUGGACACAAACCAUGGCACUUUUGGAGGUUGUGCAUGCAGCUCUUGGAGUUGUACGAGCCCCAAUUAGCACAACUGGUAUGCAAGUAGCCAGUCGACUCCUCCUCGUCUGGUUCAUCGUCAACCCAUUCCCAUGGGUAGCUAAAAGCACUGGAUACUCUACAAUGCUCAUUGCAUGGAGUGUCACCGAAGUAAUUCGAUACUCUUACUUCGUUAUCACACUUAGUGGAUACAAGCCUGAUAUCGUUACUUGGUUUCGCUAUAAUACCUUCUUCGUUUUAUAUCCAUUGGGGAUCAGUAGUGAAUGUUGGUUGAUUUAUAAAGCUAUUGAACCUGCGGGAGAAAUAUAUGGAUCUCUGUAUCCUUUAGUUUUGAAAGCAAUUCUGCUUAUUUAUAUUCCUGGUUCAUAUAUUUUAUUCACACACAUGAUUAAGCAAAGGAGUAAGGUUUUCCGAGCACAGCGAGAGAUUUUGAAAGAUGAAUAG
Molecule: messenger RNA, 687 nt
Organism: Botrytis deweyae
Lineage: Eukaryota; Fungi; Ascomycota; Leotiomycetes; Helotiales; Sclerotiniaceae
Exons: 3
Coding region: 1-687 (228 amino acids)
Biological process (GO): fatty acid elongation; very long-chain fatty acid biosynthetic process; sphingolipid biosynthetic process
Cellular component (GO): endoplasmic reticulum membrane
Molecular function (GO): 3-hydroxyacyl-CoA dehydratase activity
Source: RefSeq, a predicted model, not a curated record